Molecule: messenger RNA, 726 nt
Organism: Photinus pyralis (common eastern firefly)
Lineage: Eukaryota; Metazoa; Arthropoda; Insecta; Coleoptera; Lampyridae
Product: ras-related protein Rab-32-like
Exons: 6
Coding region: 1-639 (212 amino acids)
Molecular function (GO): GTP binding; GTPase activity
Source: RefSeq, a predicted model, not a curated record
AUGAGCAUGUUUCAAGAGCAAAAGAACCUAAUUCCACUAUAUGAUACCAAGGAAAUUUUACUUAAAGUAGUCGUAAUUGGAGAUUUUGGUGUCGGAAAAACGGCUAUCAUCAAACGUUGCACUGAAGGUGUUUACUCGUCUCUCUACAAAGUAACAAUUGGAGCAGAUUUCGCCAUAAAGACGUUUGUAUGGGACGAUAAUACCAGGAUUACUCUUCAAAUGUGGGAUAUUUCUGGACACGAACGGUUCGGAUCUUUAACCAGCGUUUACUAUAGAUAUGCAUCAGCAGCUGCCAUUGUAUUUGACCUAACAAGACCGGAAACUUUCACCUCAGUGGAAAAAUGGCUUCUCGACUUACGUGGAAAGGUUGAACUGCCAAAUGGACAGCCGCUACCUAUAAUUUUACUAGCAAAUAAAGGAGACAUUUGUUUACCUAUAAUACCAGCACACAUUUCACAGUUCUGCAUACAACAUAAUAUUCAAGCGUGGUUUAUAACAUCUGCCAAGGAAAACACAAAUAUUGAUGAAGCAAUACAAGUUUUGAUUAAGAGCACACUUUGCAACUACCACAAUCCAAAAAUUCCCGGUUCCAUCUGCCUAAGUAACAUGAACCAAGAGAAGCGAAACAAAUGCUGCUAAUAUAUGAAUUAAAUUUAAUUUAGUUUAAGAAACAUUCACUUCCUACGUGUGACUAGUUACAAUAAAAUGUUAAACUUUUUGGCCCAA